AUGGAACCAGAGGUGAUUAGAGACAAAGAAGCGAUGAGAAGAUGGUCGAGAGGCAUGAGAUCGCAAGGGAAGAAGAUUGGUUUAGUGCCCACGAUGGGUUUCCUCCACGACGGUCACUUAUCUCUCGUCCGUCAAUCCCUCGCCCUCUCUGACGUCACCGUCGUCUCAAUCUACGUCAACCCGGGGCAGUUCUCUCCCACCGAAGAUCUCUCUACUUACCCAUCCGAUUUCUCCGGCGAUCUCGCCAAGCUCGCCGCCCUUUCCACCUCCGCCUCCGAUGUCAUAGUCUUCUCUCCCACCGAAGAUCUCUCUACUUACCCAUCCGAUUUCUCCGGCGAUCUCGCCAAGCUCGCCGCCCUUUCCACCUCCGCCUCCGAUGUCAUAGUCGUAUUCAACCCGAGAAACCUCUACGAUUACGACGGGGACGACGGCGGAGGGAGGAAGAAGACAAACGGAGGCGGCGGCGGAGAGAGGGUGGUGAGUUGUGUGGAGGAAGGUGGUGGGUUAGGGCACGAGACGUGGGUUAGAGUUGAGAGGUUGGAGAAAGGUUUGUGUGGGAAGAGCAGGCCUGUGUUCUUUAGAGGCGUCGCUACUAUUGUCACUAAGCUUUUCAAUAUUGUGGAGCCUGAUGUUGCCAUGUUUGGGAAAAAAGAUUAUCAGCAAUGGCGGAUUAUCCAGAGAAUGGUUCGUGAUCUUGAUUUUGGGAUAGAGAUAGUAGGAUCAGAUAUAGCUAGAGAAAAAGAUGGACUUGCGAUGAGCUCUAGGAAUGUUCACCUUUCAGCUGAAGAAAGACAAAAGGCGUUGUCUAUAAGUAGGUCACUGGCCAUGGCUAAAGCUUCUGCAGAAGCAGGGCAAACCAGUUGUACAGAGCUUAAGGAUAUGAUCAUUCAAGAAAUUGUUGGAGCUGCAGGAAAAAUCGAUUAUGUCGAGAUUGUUGACCAAAAGACUCUGGAAGGAGUGGAAGAGAUAAAGAGUGGAGUAGUGAUUUGCGUUGCUGCCUGGUUUGGAACGGUCAGGCUCAUAGACAACAUUGAGAUCAGUGUCGCUGUCUAG
Messenger RNA from Microthlaspi erraticum, 1053 nucleotides. The record is from the annotation of a GenBank genome assembly. Lineage: Eukaryota; Viridiplantae; Streptophyta; Magnoliopsida; Brassicales; Brassicaceae.